Messenger RNA from Ooceraea biroi (clonal raider ant), 2944 nucleotides. RefSeq names its product Protein interacting with APP tail-1 (gene Pat1). Gene Ontology annotation, cellular component: Cul2-RING ubiquitin ligase complex. Gene Ontology annotation, biological process: intracellular protein transport; proteasome-mediated ubiquitin-dependent protein catabolic process. The record is from RefSeq and is a predicted model, not a curated record. Lineage: Eukaryota; Metazoa; Arthropoda; Insecta; Hymenoptera; Formicidae. Gene Ontology annotation, molecular function: protein binding; ubiquitin-like ligase-substrate adaptor activity.
GUUUCGAGCCCCCAUUGCCUUUGAUAAAAAUAAAGCAGUGAUGCGACUCAAUGUCGAGUCACGCAUGCUAUUUUAUUUUCAAGUAGCACAACUCAAUAAUCUAUUCAACAGUGUUUAAUUUUUAGCGCUAUGAUUUAAUAAGAAAUAAAAUGAUAAAUAAAUUUUCACUUGUGAAUUGUAGUGCUCGAGGAUAGUAAAUUAGAUGAAAUUUUGUUUUCAACUGAUAGAACUCAACAAUAAAGUCAAGAAUUUUCAAUUUUUGAUAGCACGAUUCAAUGUUAGGUUUCAAAUAACGUUGACAGAAAAAGAAUAGCUGCAUUCCGUUGAAUGCGCAACUACUUUGCGACUAUUUAUAUUUUUCUGCAUCGGAAUUGCAUCAAAUACGGUGAAAAACAUGGAUGCCGCGAAGAAGAUAACGAAUGCAAGUGGAAGUCAUGCAUCACACACAUGCGCAAAUCUGCACACACACACACAUGCACGUGCACGUGUGAACGCACACGAGUGACAGACUCGAGGCCUCGUAAUUUUUGUUUUUCGACGAGCGUCCAGUAAUCGAAUUUUUAUCUCCGUUAUCGCAUUCCUCGAGGCAGCUACUUCAGCUUUACUCUCGCGGAUCACAAUAGUGACAGCGUCAUUUAUGACGUCAUUGAUGGAACUAGAUAAUACGCUGUCGCAGCACACUCCGCGCUAAUAACGGAACGGCUGUUCGGGACUGCCAGUACUGGCAGUCAGUAUCGGAGUGCAAGUUGUGCCUAUGCAAUGCGCAUAUGCGUCCAGUAGGCAGAGCCGUGCAGUUAUAGCAUUGCGAUCGUAUUGGUGAUUAAUCAAAGGCCGUUCGCGAAAAUGGCCGAUGGACGUGAGUCACGGUUGUUUACCACGAAGAGCCUGUACGAGCUGUGCGUGUCCGCGGUAGCGGACAAGUUCUGCAGCUACAAGCCGCACAUCGCCGACUUGCCCAAGAACGUGCGAUUCGAUAUCUACUAUCAGUUGUACAAAGAGAGGAAAUUAUGUAUAUUGGGAACAGAAUUGAGCGAUCUGGAGACUUUCUCCAAAAUGCUCAAGGUUACCAAUCGCCGGAUAGACCUUCUGCAAAUCUUCCAGGCUCCGAUGGAGCACGGCGUAAGGGUAGGAAAACAAUUGGUCAUCAGUUACAACAUGCACUGUUAUCAAGUAAGGCAUCCUUACCAGCAUCCUGACGCGCAGGAUAAAAUCAUACACCUAGGUUUAAGACUGGGUGGGUUUCUCAGCGACGCUGGUUGGUACUCGGAAAGUCAAGAAGUAUUGUUAGCUUGCAAGGAACUGUGUAUGACCUACAAUCAGACCCCUAAAGAAUGGUUUAGAACAUUAGAUUGUUGUCACAAACUGUUGCAUGCGCAAGCAGCAUACUGUGCUUUCGACGGCGCUGCAGAGACUCAUCAACUUGCCAUAGAAAUGAUAAAACGAUUAAAGGAAGCACAUUACGAUGACAGUAAUCAUGCUGCACUCUUCACAGAAUUCAGUGUACUAUUCUUCAUACGCAGUGAAUACGAUCAAGCUUACAGAUGGAGUAUAGAAGCAUUAAAAUACUUAAAACCGUCACUUCCUGCGCGGAUCAUUAUCGACGUUCUGAGGCAGGCAGCAAAAUCGUGCGUGGUAAAACGCGAGUUUCAAAAGGCUGCUUUAUUGAUCAGAGAAGCUGUGUAUCUCGCAAGAGAGGUAUUUGAUACAGAUCAUCCGAAAUACAGUGAUGUUCUUAUCGAUUAUGGAUUCUUUUUAUUAAACUAUGAUAGCAUCAUCAAUAGUGUAUCCGUCUACAAGACUGCAUUAGAUAUUAGAAAAACAAUAUUUGGUAAGACUAAUCUUCACGUUGCUCUGGCACACGAAGACUUAGCUUAUGCUCUCUAUGUAUAUGAAUAUAGUUCUGGGAAAUUCGAUGAAGCAAGUGAGCAUGCUGGAAUGGCCAUAGAUAUCAUGGAGAAACUUUUACCCCUGAAUCAUCUGAUGCUCGCGAGUGCUAAGAGAGUUAAGGCACUUAUCCUCGAGGAGAUCGCUAUAGACAAUGCCUCGACACCGUUGUCCGAGCAAGACUUACUACGGAAAUCCGAGGGGCUGCACUUGUCCGCUUUGCAGUUGGCAAAAACUGCAUUCGGUGAGAGAAACGUGCAAACGGCGAAACAUUACGGAAAUCUCGGCCGCUUGUACCAAAGUAUGAGGAAAUUUCAGGAAGCGGAAGAAAUGCACCUGAAAGCAAUUCGUAUUAAAGAAGAACUGUUAGGUCCCGAUGACUAUGAAGUGGGUUUGAGUAUAGGACACUUAGCCUCGUUAUACAAUUUCCACAUGAACCGGUACACAGACGCCGAAAAGCUUUAUUAUCGUAGCAUCGCAAUCAGUCUGAAGCUAUUUGGGAAGAGUUACAGCGGUUUAGAGUACGACUACCGAGGACUUUUACAUGUGUAUAAUAAGUUAGACCAAUUCGAUAAAAUAAUGGAGUACACAGAAACAUUGAGUCACUGGAAGGAACUUAGAGACAAGCACGCUCAAUCUGAAGACUCACCGAUCGACAUACAGAAACAUCCACAGCCAAUCGCAAACAUAAUCCACAUGUUCUUUUCUAUGUGAUAUAUUAAUAAGUAUGUGCAAUAUAAAUUUUAUGUCAUUGUACGUCAUCAAGCGAGUUGUUAAGUCUUCGUUGCGUUUACAAAAAAACGUUGGGCCAAAGUAGAAAAUUACAAUUCACUAUUCAGAUAUCUCUGAUCUGGAAAUCACUGAUCUGGUCGUACUGUUAAUGAUAUUAUGUUCGUCUUAUAUUGGUAUUUUACAGUACACGUGCAUGAUUAGCAUCGAUAUCACACGAAACAGUUAUUCUCAGCAUAAGAUUAAAUUCGAGUAAAGAUUUUCGAAAUGAUAAAAUCUGUUAAUAUUAAUAAGGGUCUUUGAAUAAAUACAUAGUUUUUUUAUUUUGAAA